Messenger RNA from Caenorhabditis remanei, 636 nucleotides. RefSeq lists its product as uncharacterized. The transcript has a single exon. NCBI's taxonomy places the organism in Eukaryota, Metazoa, Nematoda, Chromadorea, Rhabditida, Rhabditidae. Bases 1 to 636 code for a protein of 211 amino acids. The record is from RefSeq and is a predicted model, not a curated record.
AUGUUCGAAUACCGAUUUAGCGUUCUCUUUAUAAAAUCUAGAGACAUUUGGGCGACAGCCAGAAAACCUUGGCUACUCCUUCACUAUGUUGCUGCAAUUGUCUACAUGGUUCCUCCAUUUUUUGAUCAUGGAGACCAAAGGGAUAUUCUUGAAGAAGCAUAUCGUCGGGCUCCUUGUAUUCCACUAUUCAUAAAAGAUGCUCCAGUUUUCAUAUUGAGUUUGAACAUUGUGUAUUCUUCCAUUGCCGUCGGAACAUUCGUAUUGGAUAUUUGUAUUGAAAUACUAUUUUUCUUUUUCUAUAUCUACUGGAAAAUAUUGAAACAACUGAAAGGUCGAUCCAUGUCCCAAAGAACUUUUAAUCUCCAAAAAGUUCUUCUCGUCGCUCUUUUCAUUCAAGUCAUGAUUCCAUUGAACCUAUUUAUUUUUCCAAUUAUUUAUACAGCGUAUGCAACCACCUCAGGUUACUACAACCAAGGAUUCAAUAACUUGGCAAUUGCAAUCGGGUCAACUCACGGAAUAUGUUCUACGGUUACAAUGCUUCUCAUCCAUACUCCGUAUCGGAGUGUAUUAUUCGGAAGUCGAGUUAGAACAAACAUGGAAACGGUUUCAACUAAACUCUCUAUUGUUAUGGUCUGA